Messenger RNA from Meloidogyne enterolobii, 311 nucleotides. The record is from the annotation of a GenBank genome assembly. NCBI's taxonomy places the organism in Eukaryota, Metazoa, Nematoda, Chromadorea, Rhabditida, Meloidogynidae.
UUCAAAAAAUUUUUUCAAAAAACUCCAAACAAAACUACCAACUCAAAAAAAUGUCAAAAUUCUUUAUUGCUUUAGUUAUAUUCACAAUUGUUUUAAUUCAAGUUUGUGAAAGUAAGAAAGAAAAGGCGAGCCCUAAUAAAGCUCCUAGGGGUGAUCAUACAGAUAAUUAUACGGGCAAUACUGGCAAUGAAGAUCCUUCUACAAGUGGAACUCAAAAGAAGAAGGGAGGAAGACCAAAGGGUAGUAGGAAUCAUAAAGUAGAGGAUGGAGAUGAUCAACGUGAUGACCCCAAUUACUACCCAAGUACCUAA